Molecule: messenger RNA, 1212 nt
Organism: Zingiber officinale
Lineage: Eukaryota; Viridiplantae; Streptophyta; Magnoliopsida; Zingiberales; Zingiberaceae
Product: BOI-related E3 ubiquitin-protein ligase 1-like
Exons: 4
Coding region: 80-1084 (334 amino acids)
Molecular function (GO): ubiquitin-protein transferase activity
Source: RefSeq, a predicted model, not a curated record
GCUAUUCCUGCAAUGAAUUGAAGACGACGAGAGAGGUGGAGGAGACGACGACGACGACGAAGAAGAAGAAGUGCUGUGGAUGCUACAAAAAAGUUCGCAUUCAAAGCUUCGAGUAAUGGCAGUUCAUUCCCGACGCACCUGUAACUUUCCAUUCCUGAAUGGAGGCGAGCGAGAUAGGAAGGUGAUGGACUUGCCUCGAGCUGCUACUGGAUUUGCUGAUCCUUCUGCGUUGUUGCUCGUCGAUGGAGAAGCAGCGACAAAUCCGAGGAAGAGAGGUGCAGAGAGCAUCGCCGACCCAGCAGUGCCGCUGCCGCGGCCGCAGAACGGCUCCGUUGAUCUCUCAUCCCUGCAUCUACACCACAGUUCAACCCCGUUUUCGCCUCCGGUGAUCGUGAGUCUCGCACAGUUACAGAGCCACCCGCCUCCGGUUGUGUCCACCGGCCUCCGCCUCGCCUUGGAAGAACAAUACCAACAGCAAAACCAGAACAUGUCCAACCCGCUUCUCUGCUCUUCCUCUUCCUUCCUAAGUUGCCGAAUCGACCAACAGAAGCAAGAAAUCGAGGAAUUACUUCGUGUCCAGGGCGAGCAAUUGCAGAUCGGGCUGGCCGAGAGGCAUCGGAGGCACUACCGUUCUUUACUACGCGCCGCAAGAGCAACCGUCGCGAAGCGGAUCCGGGAGAAAGAGGCGGAGGUGGAGCUGGCAGCGCAGCGGACCGCCGAGCUCCAGAACCGCCUCGUCCGCCUCCGAAGCGAAUCGAUCGCGUGGCAGGCCAAGGCGAUGGCCGACCAGGCGACGGCGGUUUCACUCCACGCGCAACUCCAGCAGACCUUGGCGGCGGCCGCGGCGCUGUCCCAGGCGCGGAGUGGAGACACGCCGCAGGCGGAGGAUGCGGAGUCAGCCAUUGUUGACCCGAACCGAGUCGACCAGGCGCGAACAUGCCGCUCCUGCCGUGGGCAGCCUGCUACGAUGGUGCUCCUCCCCUGCCGCCACCUCAGUCUCUGCGACGCCUGCGACGGCGCCGCCGGGGCCUGCCCGAUCUGCCAGUGCAACAAAACCCGCAGCGUUCGCGUCUUCCUCGCCUGAUGCCUCCAAUCCCAACCGUCCAGAUCUGUUGAUAAAUUUUAUUUUUUUCAAAAAAAUAUAUAAAAAAGAUAUAAAAUUUGUAAUUAGUUUUAAAAUAAAAGAAAAAACGAACUCAUUUAAAUUUGUGU